AAGAAAAGAAAGAAAAAAGGCAUUAAACCAAACCGAAGAUAACCGCUACAAGAAUGAAAAUCUGCGUGUGUUUCCGCGAAGAGAGGUUUUGGAAGAAGAGCAGAGAAGAUUAGUGAAGUGAAGUGGUGCUGCGUGCGGAACUGAAAAUUCGAAGCUCCGAACGGAAACGAAAGCACUUUCCGCGUGUUCGCUCUGUUCCGAUGGCUUCCAGAUCCGGCGGCAAAAUUAUCCGAACGCGCCGAACCGCCGCCGCGAGGAGUCGCACGCCCUACGACCGACCUCCGCCGCCGCCGGAGCCUCCGAGCCCUAACUGGCUCUCGCGUUUCGUUGUCUCUCCGACGCGUUUCAUUGCUUCUGGCGCGGGGAAGCUCCUCUAUUCUGUUUUGGAUCUCGAUUCUUCACCUACUUCUUCUUCCUCCGUUACUUCUUCGCCUUCCUCUUCCGCUAACGGUUCCGAUGCUGAGGAAGGUGGUACUUUCGAUAUGGAUAAUGAUAAUCCUUUGGAAGGUGAUGUUGCGUUGAGCAAGGGGCUCCCGCCAUCUGAUGGGAAUAACAAAAACAAGCAUAUCAUCGAGCAGCUACUUAGGAAGGAGUCAUUCUCAAGGGAAGAAUGUGAUAGGUUGAUUAACAUAAUAAGAUCUAGAGUUGUAGAUCCUUCAAAUGAUGAUGAUGAUGGGGAUAAGAGACCUAUGUAUAUGCUCAACAGGACUCUUGGAAGUGAUACAGAUUCUCCUGAUCUCCAUAGUACUGCUAUUAUGGAGGCAAAGAAAUGGCUGCAGGAAAAGAAGUCAGAAUUAGAUACAAAUUCAGACAUAGGUUAUGGAAGUCCUAGUUUGAAUUUGGUAGCAUUACCACAGGCUCCCAAAGAUGAGGGCUCACCGGUGGAUGUGGCCAAGUCAUAUAUGCGCUCACGUCCUCCAUGGGCAUCACCCUCCAUAGACCAUACUAGACCUCGGACACCAUCUGGAAUUCAGCUCUUCAAAGAAGAAACACCAUAUCUAUUUGGCAACAAUUCUACGUCGUCCUCCAAGUUGAAAAGGGAUUCUUCUGCUACUGGUUCAUGGAGUAUUCAGGAUGAAAUACGAAGAGUAAGAUCCAGGGCAACAGAGGAUUUGCUUAGGACACUUCCCUCCUCAAAAAUUGAUUGGUCUGCAUUUGCUGUGGAGAAUAAAAAUAAUGUAAACUCUUCAGCUAUUGAAACUAUUGGAGAGAGAGUACAUAAUUCUACAAAUUUAGUAGAUGCAUCUGCGAACUUGGCCGGAGGAUUAGGUUCUCAGGUCUCUCCAGAUUUGGAGAGUAAGUUGGAUGGGUUCCAACCUGAAUCUGUGCUGUCAGAUCCAGUUAAUAUUAAUUUUGAACAGAAUCAGGGAUCUGAUGUUCAGCAGACCAAAGGUACACAAGAUGAUGACAACAGAGAAAGAACUACUUCAGGACUAAGAGAUGGGUCCUUGAAUGAUAUCCACAGGGAUGGCAGUCUGGUUAGAGUCAAUGGCACCAAUGACAGAAAUGGGUCAGGUCAUCAGCCUGACUCAGUUGAAGAAACUAGAGAAGCUAUAAAUUCUAGAUUACAAGAUAGUAACCACUUAGUAAUCAAAGAGAAGACUGGAGCGGAAGAUGCAUUGGCAAAUGGGUUCCCCGCUUCCGGCCCCAGUAUCUACGCAGGGCAGGUAAUUGAAGAGAACACAAAAACAUUGACCAAUACAAAUGAUUCAAGUCAGGAAAGGACAGGUGAGGGUGUUGUUGAGCAUGAGGCUUCUAAGACGUUGCGUGAAUCAACGGAGGUGCCGGAUGUUGUUGCAGACGAUUCUGUUGGUUUGAAACAAGAUGACGGUGUCCCCUCUGGCUCUCAGAACAGUUCCAGUGUGUAUGAGGUUCAACCAGAUAGUUCUCAGGCGGGUGCAGAGUCAGGCUUGCCAGCCACACCAACUAGCAUUGCUAAGCAAAAGGGAAAAAGAAUCACAACCCGAUACAACAGAAGGGGCAGGAACAAGGGUGGGGUCAAAUGAUGCCCGUUGUAUUUUGUAUGUUAAAUUGUAAGUUACUGUUAGCUUAGAAAGCAAAGUAGUAGGGGUUCUGCAGGCCAUUUGUUGUGAGAUUAAUAAUAUUCACGUCAACUUAGACAGGUUUAUUUUUCUUUCAUCUGGGCUUUCUUGGGGUGAUUACGUUCGGGAAAAUUAGGCUCAGGAAUUUGAAUGUAUUUUAUGUAUAAAUGAUUAAAUUAGCGACAUGAUUUGUUUUUUCUUUUUCUGUCUUGGUCAACUAGUUUACAUGGAUUUAUGGGACAUGUACGAACUCGCGCAGCCUGAAUGGUAACACUGGUUCUUACACUCAGGCAGCCUCAAUGAAUCUCCUUCAGUGAAUCAUAAUGUUUUGCGA
Messenger RNA from Cajanus cajan (pigeon pea), 2376 nucleotides. Its product is annotated as flocculation protein. Gene Ontology annotation, cellular component: nuclear envelope. Lineage: Eukaryota; Viridiplantae; Streptophyta; Magnoliopsida; Fabales; Fabaceae. The record is from RefSeq and is a predicted model, not a curated record. Gene Ontology annotation, biological process: nuclear membrane organization.